AUGCUGACGUUCUUUCAUUUUUUCUUCUUCUUGAAUGUGGCGUUGAGCUCAUUGGGGAGUGUCCACGGCCUUCUGCCUGAGAAGAGAGAGCUGUCGAAAAGAGGAAGCGAGAACACCUGCCCUAGUUUCAAAUCAGCCGCCACUGAAUGGGCUGCCAACAUCUCCUUCUCCAAUGCGGCAUCGUCGGCAGAAACGCCAGCGGGCUAUACACAAGUCUUUUCGAACGGUCAAGUGUGGACAUCGGGAGACGGAUUUCUUGGGUACACGACAAUUGAUGAGUACGACAGCAGCAUCUGCGCCGCGAUUUGCGACUCGCUCGAGGAAUGCUCGUCAUUCAAGGUCUACUUUGAAAAAGAGGUUGGCGGAUCCCAGUCAACAAUUAAGUGUACCUUCUGGGCCGGAUCAAUAGAUGUCAAUGCGACAUUUGCUGCCACUGCUGUGAUUGCGGGUUGCAACGGGUACACCAGCAAUGCUUUGACGCCACCGGAUGGGUUUGAGCCGCCAUCGUACAUUGGAAGAGCUGCAAUUCAACCACCACCAGACUCGGGGUCAUUCAUCGGUUCCAAGGUCUUUAAUGGCCCGUUCAACACAUCUCAGUGCGCUACUGAAUGCCAAUCUUGUGGAUGUAAAUUCUUCAACACUUACAUUGUCUCCCGGAAUGGUGUGGGCCAGGGCCAAUACUGCGAUAUGUAUGCUCAAAAACUGGGAUCUGAGUAUGCAACCGAGACUGGGAGUUCCUAUGGGAAGACAAAUUACACCAUCUCUCGCAGCUUUACUUGUGGAUGGUCAGGAGACCAGCGUGAUACGGACAGAUCAAGCCGUGCUUCUUCUGUCCCGCCAACAACGACCGCAGCCAGCUCCACUGCAAACGGCGGCUCGUGGGAGCAUGAUCAUCCCUGGCAUGGAAGCUGGCCGAAUACCAAGAGCUCCACGACCACAACCAUAACAUCCGACAAGAGUUCCACGACACCUGGAGGUUCUAGUACAACAUCUACACGACCGGUUGACAGCUCGUUCACUCCCAGCACAGGCGCUCAUAGCACAUUUUCAACCACCUCGAUCCCGACGAGGCCUGGGUUCAGCACGUCAUCUUGGUCUCCAUCCGAAGGGUUCAGCAGCAGUUCGACAACGACUUCCGGGGCGGCCUCCUCUCAGACAAGACUGGGAGUUGACGUCAACUCGACCAGCUAUCUCAAGCAGCACGACAACUGCCCAAGCUGUCGGUACGACUUCUUCAGAAGCCACAACCACCACUUCAACUGCCGCGGCUACUAG
Molecule: messenger RNA, 1275 nt
Organism: Capronia epimyces CBS 606.96
Lineage: Eukaryota; Fungi; Ascomycota; Eurotiomycetes; Chaetothyriales; Herpotrichiellaceae
Exons: 2
Coding region: 1-1275 (424 amino acids)
Source: RefSeq, a predicted model, not a curated record